Molecule: messenger RNA, 2696 nt
Organism: Sycon ciliatum
Lineage: Eukaryota; Metazoa; Porifera; Calcarea; Leucosolenida; Sycettidae
Exons: 3
Coding region: 428-2008 (526 amino acids)
Source: RefSeq, a predicted model, not a curated record
GAAAGGUUAGCUCUGCUGUAUGUAUUUAUUUGACUUUUGUAGAAGACGCACAGGUAAUUUUGUGUCUAUAUGUAUGUAACAGCGUAUUGUAGCGUACAGGCCACUAAUAGUACAGUCAAGUUACAACGCUAUUCUUUAGGAAAGGAAACCGUGGAAAUUUGAGGCAAUACUAGAAGGAGAAAAAGGCCACACGUGUUGUUCAAUUGGAGAUUUUGAGUAUUCCAAGAUUGCGGAAGACAAGUGCCGCUACCUGUUUAUGAAGGAUAGGCUGGACGUUCUUGGACACUGGAAGAACUGAAGGACUGCUGAACAGCUGCAGUGAGUGCAUUGAUCAAAAGCCUGACGGAAACUCAACCGGCACCUCAACGACAUCCAACUUUCCAAGCAGAACUUCAGGAAAGAACGAAGGUGAGAGUCUGAAGCGAGAAUGUCGACCGCAGCAAAGGUUGUGCAGAAUCACGGGGCGACCUCGCCUUGUGAAGUGGUGAUGGACGUGAUGGUCAAUUGCGAUUCACCACCAUCACUGGAGGCGCAAUUGCCAGCAAGCAGUGAAGGAGUAGCUCCGGCACUAACGGCGCAGACUGUCGGUGAUAGGCUGUUGCACUGGAAAGGCAUCAUCAAGCAGAAUAGACAUUGUUCGUACUAUGCCGUCGAACAAGCCCUCCAUUCCAUUCUAUACGACGAGCAUCUUCUAAGCACUAGCUGUUUUCACGCGUGGACGAAAACUGAGGUUGGCCUGUCACGAAGCAACGCCUAUGAGUAUAUUCGCGGGUACAAGAUAGCACGAAUGAUCCGCAGUCAAGACCCCAACAUGUUAGUUCCGACGGCUUUGUCGCAUUUCCGAGUGUUCAACAAUAUUUCUUUGGAAGACAAUGCAGUGAAGGUGUUUCAGCUCUGGAAAGCAAUUCUGGAAUCAACACCACCAGAGAACAUACAUCAAUUGACAGCAAAGGAGAUCCUGGCCAAGGGCAAAUCUAUACUCUGCAACGGCACCAGCAAUGCGGACACCAUGCCAAAGCAUCAUCUCCAUGGUGAUGACUUUGAAAUGCAGGAGAGCCUACCUUCCUCUGCUUUGUCCCAGGUGGCUAGCGGUAACAAGAGUAGGCAGCCAGUUUGGGAACAUGAGCGCAGAUCCGUUGGUUACUCUCAAGCCCAGCAACAUGAUAUCGACUGUGAGGCGCAUGGUGACGUCGAUUACAAUGGUGCCUACAGAUACACUGAUGACGACGCCGAUGAGCAACCAAUGUUCGAGACCAACAGUCGGACGACACACGCAGGUCAAGCAAAGCGCCGCAAUCACCCAAGCAGACAUCGCAAUCACCCAAGCAGACAUCGCAAUCACCCAAGCAGACAUGUGAUGAGUACCAGUGGUAACAAUGGCCACGGCAUGGUCAAUGACCAGCAACACGGCCAACAGUGUGAACAGCAUGUAAACGGUGACAUUGCUGUUCGUUCACCAGACGACGCGCUACCACCACUACCACCACUACCAGCACUGAUUCCAAUAUCCAUCACACCAGGACAACUGGCUGGUAUUGCCAGGCGAUUGGUUAGGCCUGGUUUUGAUGUGUCCGUGUGCCCAGCGGAGACAAGCGACGAGGAGUGUGUCAUCGAUGCAGAAACAACGCACAUGUCCCAUGGAUACAUGAAACCAUGGAGAGGAACAGUUUGGGGAAACUUCUCCGGACCCCGCUUUGACGACCAUGACGAACUGGCAGUCUAUGUUGGUGCAGCAAUGGAUAGGUUCAACGAUGGAGAGUAUGACUCGGGAGUGUUCGUUGUGAAUGUGGCAUUCUUCUCCAGCUUCUUCCCCAAGCUACUCAAAUACCCGCACUGCUUUCUUCGGAAGCCACUAGAGGCUCACUUGCCAGGUGAUAGUACCAAUGAUGAUGCCAUCACCCACCACCAAGUCAUUGUUGCCUACUUUGGAAGCGAUGUGAGCCAGUUUGUUCAGUUCAUGACCAACCAUGGCUACAUUCCUGGUGUCAAUAGCUGGUGUCCUUUCUAAUCAUUCCUAUAGAAAUAAAAAUUAUGCAGUGUAGUGGACAUACGGUAUCAUUGCUACUUCUUGUAUUGCUACUGUUCUAUCCUCUUGAUGUAACGACAGAGCUGAGCCUGUGAACGUUUUUGUUUUUUCACGGCGUUUUCUCUUGUUCUGAGCAACUCCAUUGAACCUGCCAUCGUGGUCUUUGUUUUUCCUCUUGGUAGUUAAAGGUGCCCGCCCACCCUGGUUUCAUGGGGGUCUUCCGCUGUUAUUCUUGAUAUUCUAUGCCAAUGUGUGUGGCUUAUGAUUAUGACAUACACUGGACAUUACAUACCAUUUCUUGCUGUCUCUAUUCUUGGGUCCGACUGGCAGCGGGGCAGGAAUUAUUGAAAUAGAAAGGUUUUUUGGCCGAAAGGCGUGUUUUUCCUCUAGCCCGGUUGAGCGGUCGCGGCUAGGAAUGUAGGGAGUCAUUGUUUUUCAGGCGCUCCCCUGCUGCCCAGUCACCCAUGCUCACCACUGGCCAUGCUGUUCCACUUGAUUUAACGGCCUUUUCUCCCGCUUGCUGGCUGUUCUUUGAUGGAUUUAGAUGUUUUUCGGCUAUUUAUCUAUUACAUUGUAUGUGGCUGCGAGUGUAGUUUUUUGCUUCUACUCAUUUCUGGAAAACCACUACGGUGGUGAGUGUGAUUGCUCUGGUAGACCACUACCCCAUGUA